Molecule: messenger RNA, 1390 nt
Organism: Dama dama (fallow deer)
Lineage: Eukaryota; Metazoa; Chordata; Mammalia; Artiodactyla; Cervidae
Gene: HEXIM2
Product: HEXIM P-TEFb complex subunit 2
Exons: 4
Biological process (GO): negative regulation of cyclin-dependent protein serine/threonine kinase activity; negative regulation of transcription by RNA polymerase II
Cellular component (GO): nucleoplasm; nucleus; cytoplasm
Molecular function (GO): cyclin-dependent protein serine/threonine kinase inhibitor activity; 7SK snRNA binding
Source: RefSeq, a predicted model, not a curated record
GUGGGUAGGGCUGAGGCGUUGGGAAUUGCACAGACAGGCGGUUGCACAGAAAGACACACAGACGUAGUCCUGUGCAUGGCCCCUGACAGCAAAUAGCUGCCUAGCUGCUUGCUUUGGCCUUGAUGACUUUCAGAAGAAUAAGAUGUAAGCCCUGGCCUGGGACCUGAGGAACAGGGCUGGAAAGAUGGUUCCCUGACCCCCAUUUGACCCCCUCCCUGCCUGGAGGUGUGAAAACCAGUGUGGAAGUAGCCUUCCUGGCCUUUUAUUUGAAAAUGAAGGUGUCAUUAGUUAAAGGCCUCUGAUGAAAGAUUGGGAACAGAAGAAGGUGGAGGCCAAGAUCUCUGGCAUUUGUGGGAGCCCCCGAACAUCCCCUGAGCCUCAUGACCCUGGAGGUUCCCAGCCCCUAACCCCUCAGAUGGAGAGCCACUCAGAGGAGGAAGACCCUCCUGAGGCUGGCGGUGGCCUGGACUGGAAUGGUAGGAGUCCCCAGGCCCAGAGCCCAGGGGGUUGUUCCGCAGAGGCCAUGCUGGCUCAGAAGAAGCACCGCUGGCGGCCUUCAAAGCGCAAGCGGCAUGCUCACUUCGGCAGCACAUAUACAAAGCGCAAGCAGCACUGGCGGCCCUACUUGGAGCUCAGCUGGGCUGAGAAGCAACAGCGGGACGAGAGGCAGAGCUAGCGGGCCUCCCGGGUCCGAGAAGAAUUGUUCGCCAAAGGCCAGCCCGUGGCACCCUACAACACCACCCAGUUCCUGAUGAACGACCGAGACCCCAAGGAGCCCAACCUGGAUGUGCCCCAGGGGGCCUCCCACCCAGGCUCCAGCGGGGAGAGUGAGGCCGGGGACAGUGACGGGCAGGGCCGCGCUUGUGGGGAGUUCCAGCAGAAGGAUUUCUCUGAGGCCUAUGAGCGCCAUCUCCCCGAGAGCCUGCAGGGCCGCAGCAAGGAGGAGCUGGUGCGAGACUACCUGGAUCUGGAGAGGCAGCUGUCCCAGGCCGAGGAGGAGGUGAGGAGGCUGCGGCAGCUGCCGAGGCGCACCAGCGGGUACCCCUGUUGCCAGGUGGAGGAACUGGCCGCCAAGGUAGAGAGGCUCCAGAUGGAGAACCAGCGGCUCCGGACGGAGAACCAGCGACUUCGUCAGGAGAACGAGAUGUGGAACCGGAAUCAAGAAGGCUGCCGCCGUGGUGGGCAGCCGGGCCGCUAGGGGUGCCCCCUGCCCCAGCCAGGCUGACUCAAGGAGUGUACCCUCAGGCCAGCUGAGUCUCAAGGAGGCAGGUCUCAGUCCCCCUGCUCUCUCUGAGAACAGCCUAUACAGGCUCAGGCUUCUACCUUGUCAUGUCCACAAUUUGUUCUUGGAUGUCAUGUUACUUUUCACAAAGGAAUUAAAUGAUUUUGG